CAGCAGGCUGGGAUCAGAGAGACCCCAUUUCUGUCUGAAAUGUCUGCAGAGAACCUGGUGCCCCAGCCCUAGCCCUGGGGAAAUGAAAGCCAGGCUGGAGUUCAAAUGAGGGCAGUUUCCCUUCCUGCGGGCUGCUGAUGGAACAACCCCAUGACUAGAAGGACCCAGCCUCCGCGGCCACACACCGUGUGUCUCUCUGUUCCGCCGGCACUGAGGACUCAUCCAUCGGCACAGCUGGGGCCACUGGGAGGAGACGCCAUGACCCCCACCCUCAUGGUCCUGUUCUGCUUCGGGCUGAGUCUGGGCACCAGGACCUGUGUGCAGGCAGGGCCCCUCCCCAAACCCACUGUCUGGGCUGAGCCUGGCUCUGUGAUCAGCUGGGGGAGCCCCGUGACCAUCUGGUGUCAGGGGACCCUGGACGCUCAGGAGUACCGUCUGGAUAAAGAGGGAAGCCCAGCACCCUGGGACAGACAGAAACCACUGGAGCCCAGGAACAAGGCCAAGUUCUCCAUCCCAUCCGUCACACAGCACUACGCAGGGAGAUAUCGCUGUUACUAUCACAGCCAUCCAGACUGGUCAGAGCGCAGUGACCCCCUGGAGCUGGUGGUGACAGGAGCCUACAGCAAACCCACCCUCUCAGUCCUGCCGAGUCCUCUUGUGACCUCAGGAGAGAGCGUGACCCUGCUGUGUCAGUCAUGGAGCCCGAUGGACACUUUCCUUCUGUUUAAGGAGGGGGCAGCCCAUCCCCUGCUGCGUCUGAGAUCAGAGCACGGAGCUCAGCUGCACCAGGCUGAAUUCCCCAUGGGUCCUGUGACCUCAGUGCAUGGGGGGACCUACAGGUGCAUCAGCUCACGCAGCUUCUCCCACUACCUGCUGUCACGCCCCAGUGACCCCGUGGAGCUCACAGUCUUAGGAUCCUUGGAGAGUCCCAGCCCCUCACCCACAAGGUCCAUCUCAGCAGCUGCAGGCUCUGAGGACCAGCGCCUCAUGCCUACAGGGUCAGACCCCCAGAGUGGUCUGAGAAGGCACUGGGAGGUACUGAUCGGGGUCUUGGUGGUCUCCAUCCUGCUUCUCUCCCUCCUCUUCUUCCUCCUCCUCCAACACUGGCGUCAGGGCAAACACAGGACAUCAGCCCAGAGACAGGCUGAUUUCCAACGUCCUCCAGGGGCUGCAGAGCCAGAGCCCAAGGAUGGGGGUCUACAGAGGAGGUCCAGCCCAGCUGCUGACGUCCAGGGAGAAAACCCCAAUGCUGCCAUGAAGGACACACAGCCUGAGGACGGGGUGGAGCUUGACAGUCAGGCUGCUACAUCUGAAGCCCCCCAGGAUGUGACCUACGCCCAGCUGCAGAGCUUGACCCUCAGACGGGAGGCAACUGAGCCUCCUCCAUCCCAGAAACGGGAACCUUCAGCUGAGCCCAGUGUCUAUGCCACUCUGGCCAUCCACUAAUCCAGGGAGGACCCAGACCCCACAAACCACGGAGACUCAGGACCCCAGAAGGCAUGGAAGUUGCCCCCAGUGGACAUCAUUGAACCCCAGCCAGCCUAGAUCCCUAACACAGACCACUAGAAGAUUCUGGGAACUUUGGGCUUCACCUGAUUCUGCAAAGAUAAAUAGUAUCCCUGCAUUAUCAAAAUAAAGUAGCAGACUUCUCAGUUCACAAUGAGUUAACUGAUGGAAAAAAAAAAACAGAAGUCAGAAAAUGUUUUAAAUUGAGUGAUCAUGUAAAUAUUACACAUCAAACCAAUGACAUGGGAAAAUGGGAGCUUCUAAUGAGGACAAACAAAAACUAAGGAAAAAUUAAUAAAGUCAAAAGUUUAUUCUUGAAAA
Messenger RNA from Chlorocebus sabaeus (green monkey), 1827 nucleotides. The record is from RefSeq and is a predicted model, not a curated record. Lineage: Eukaryota; Metazoa; Chordata; Mammalia; Primates; Cercopithecidae.